This is a messenger RNA of Echinostoma caproni, 309 nucleotides long. NCBI's taxonomy places the organism in Eukaryota, Metazoa, Platyhelminthes, Trematoda, Plagiorchiida, Echinostomatidae. The record is from the annotation of a GenBank genome assembly.
AUGAACCCAUCACUGUACUUAGAGAUGGCUGUCAAACGUGCAGAAUAUCUGGAGAAGCUGGAGGCGGCCACAGCAGCACCUCAAGAAUGUCCAGCAGUGGGACACGAUGGUGCUCAAGAAGUCGUACGUCAGGCGUGGCAGAGAGGUCGAGGAAUGCGACGACCGUGGCGGCCCACCUAUCGGUUCCAGCACAGACCAUCAGCCCGUUGGCAUAACGGACAUCCAACUACGGUGAGCCACAACCUGAGGCGUGCCGAUAUCCAUCCUGGGGAAGACGGUCGCUGCAAUAUCACUGGCGGACCAGGUUAA